Molecule: messenger RNA, 1224 nt
Organism: Melampsora larici-populina 98AG31
Lineage: Eukaryota; Fungi; Basidiomycota; Pucciniomycetes; Pucciniales; Melampsoraceae
Exons: 2
Coding region: 1-1224 (407 amino acids)
Source: RefSeq, a predicted model, not a curated record
AUGGAUCCGUCAACCAUAACACAGAUGGUUGGCCGUGCGGGUCGCUCUGGUAAUCAUGGUUUAGGCAUCAUGUUUGUUGAACCAAACCGUCCGAGUGGGAAAAACAAGAUUUCAGAGUUUGAAGAGGGAAAAGAGAUGGGAGAUGACGAAAGGAUGGAUGCUUUAGCAAUUACACCUGUCUGUCUUCGUGUAGCUUUAUCUAUAGACAACUUGGCCUUCAGGUUUGGAUACAUUCCUCUGUCGGUGGACGACAGUAGAUAUAAGGAAGAGAUAGCUCGCCAGCAAGCAGCAUGGAUGCCAAACUGCACCUGCUCAAACUGCGAGCCUGAAGGAGCAGUCCAACUUAUCAACGCAUUUCGAAAGACUUCAAAGUCGGAUCUGAGUCAUCUGAUCUCCACGCCUGUUCUCGAUCUAUCAAACCCACUAGAAUCAACUUUACCCUACUUGUGGUAUCCUCCAAAGCUUGUAGUCUCAACCAUCAAGCCAUUAAUAUGUAAAAAAGACGACCCAAUUCGACUCAAAGAAGAUUUUGUAGAGCUUGCAGUAUCUCUAGUUGGUCACUUUGAAAUUCUUUAUCGCAAAUCACCUCUGAAGAAUUGUGGUGUGGCUCCAGAUGUAUUAUUCAAUCGAGAACAUGCUUGGCUCAUUGUGAAGAAUUAUAAAUUAAUUUUAGACGGCUUGUGUUUACGUAAACUUUUAGGAAGCCAAGCUGUUCCAGGUAUUUUUCAAAUGAUCAAUACUUGCAUUCAAUUAUGGUUACAUUCAGAUGCCUACGCACAUUUAGAAUUGGAGAUGGACAUGGCUCAAGUAGAGGAAGACCAAAAUUACUUGGAUGACAUGUUAAUUGAAGCAGAAUACGAAGCUGAAAAACAAGUUCAACUCCUUAGGAAAGCAGACGAGGCAAGAGCAGUUGAAGCACGUAAAGCUGCACGUUUAGAGAAGGCUGCUGAGAAAUAUGAAAAAGAGGAACUCGCGCGCGAAAGCCGACGUAAGAAGAUGGAAGGAAAACAGACUGUUGUUAGAGAUGUGAUGACAAGUCAUGAGGUAUGCCAUUUCACGUGGAUCUACUGUUACAAGUAUUCUUCAUUAACUUCUGUGUCAAUGGCUGAAGAGCUAAACCGAGUGACUUCAGCAAGCGGUCCACCUAAUUUAAACUUAUUGUACUUAUUUUUUCGUGCUUCUUCAGUGAGGAUGUUUUGGAACUGUGUGAUUCCCAAGGUGUAA